AUGGCGCUUUCGAUUUUUGUGCCGAUCGCGUAUAUCGCGUCGCUGUUUGCGGCACUUGCGCUAUUUAGCAAAGUAUACCGCUCGCGUACGCAGCGGCUCUGGCGUCAAUACCAAGAGUCUACCGCGGCGGACAAGAGUAUGGUGCCUGCGCGUGCGAUUUACAAUGCGCUGGCAGAAGUGCAGGACGAGUACCCCGAUGAAGACCCUACGAGCCCCGCAUGGGUUGUUCCCCGAGCGACACUGCAAGGCGCGCUUCUAGCGCGCGCGGUGACUGCACUUCGAAACAUGGCCGAGUUGCGCGAGAAUAAGAGCGCGCUCACGAGCCUGCUCGAGAAAGGCUCUGUCGGCGACGACGCUGCGGCUCUGCUCGAGACGAUGGACCAGGAUCUGCGUGUAGAAGUGACACAUAUUGUCCGCGAGGCAGGGCGCUUUGAUGAAUCGUGGAGCAAGCUUAUUUUCGAGAGCGCAAACCAGGUGUCUACCAAUAUGCGGUAUCGCGAUAUCGUGCUUGACAUCAACAAACAGCGCGAUGAAGAGACUGCCAAGACCCAUCAGUUGGGCCUCGAGGUGCAUCGGAUGGAGAAAUAG
Messenger RNA from Malassezia vespertilionis, 588 nucleotides. It is a transcript of the gene sec66, whose product is annotated as Translocation protein S66. The record is from RefSeq and is a predicted model, not a curated record. The transcript has a single exon. Bases 1 to 588 code for a protein of 195 amino acids. Lineage: Eukaryota; Fungi; Basidiomycota; Malasseziomycetes; Malasseziales; Malasseziaceae. Gene Ontology annotation, cellular component: Sec62/Sec63 complex. Gene Ontology annotation, biological process: post-translational protein targeting to membrane, translocation.